AUGGUUGUGGGGACCUUCUGGAUUAUGGGCACUUGGUGGGGCGUUCUCCUCCUCUGCCCGCGGGGCCAGGGGCUGGAUCCCUCUCCGUCCGUGCGCUGCGGCCCCGGCCAGACCCUGCACCACGACGACAGCGUCUGGCGCUGCUGCAGCAGCCAGUGUAACUCGAGUACCAAGGCAUGCCCACCUCACCAGCUGAAGGACUGCACCUGCGCCAUCCCUGGAGAGUACUGCACUAAGUCUGAAUGUAAAGACUGCAAGAAGCACCCAUGCUCUCCUGGCCAACAGGUCCAUAUCAGAGGUUUCUUCAGUUCCUACAGCGUCCCCAUGGCCAUCCUCACAGGCUUAACUAUUGUUAUCACCCUGAUUGUCUUUGUCCACCUGGUCCUCCACAUCUGGCCGGUGAAAGGGGAGCCCUCCACCAAAGACAGAGAACCCAUCUUGCCCCUGGGGCCCGGGCCCCCUGAUGAUAUCGGCAACUGCCCUUUCCCAGAGGAGGAAUGGGGGGAGAAGACGGCAGAGGACAAGGUCCAGAUGGGUCAUCCAUGGGUAUGA
This is a messenger RNA of Gracilinanus agilis (Agile Gracile Mouse Opossum), 552 nucleotides long. It is a transcript of the gene TNFRSF18, whose product is annotated as TNF receptor superfamily member 18. Lineage: Eukaryota; Metazoa; Chordata; Mammalia; Didelphimorphia; Didelphidae. Gene Ontology annotation, cellular component: external side of plasma membrane. Gene Ontology annotation, biological process: positive regulation of cell adhesion. The record is from RefSeq and is a predicted model, not a curated record. The transcript has 4 exons. The coding region runs from base 1 to 552 and encodes 183 amino acids.